AUGGCGGAAGAGGAGAGCGACUUGGAGUCAGAAAGGUUUAAAGAACAAUUGGGGAGUUUGUUGGACUGUGGCAGUGGCGACGACUGUGGAUCCCAAAGCAAGAACUACUGUACUAGGUUUUGCGUGUUGGUGGAGGAACAAACUGGACGAUGGCAGGUGCCGUUACCCCAGCUACAAGUGCUGCGGACUGCGCUCUGCUACUUCGCCCGUGACACAGUGACCUUCCCGUCCGACUGUGAACAUGUCCGCUACGCCCUGAGCAGCCUUGCCUUGAGCUUUUUUGAGCUGCUGCUAUUUUUUGGAAAGGAUGAAUUCCUGGAGGAUCCUUUGAAAGAUAUCCUUGAGUCUUUUCAGGAAUGUCACUCAUGCCUAGUGAGACACAAGAAUGUGUACCUGCUGUUGCUGAAGCAGAUCAUCAAAGAUGGCGGGCCAUGGGAGCAUCCUGUCCUUCAGGCCAUCCUGAGAGAGACAGCCCCGUCAAGGGAAGAAGUGGAGAGGUACUUGAACUCUGAGGUUCCAGUCUUUUUUGAGCUGCGGGUGCGUUAUCUUCUGGCCUGUGAGCGCAUCCCGGAGGCCAUGGCCCUGUCUAAGAGCUGCAUAGAGCACCCAGAUGUAGGGAGACAUCUUUACUUCCACCAAGCGUAUCUGACGUGUCUCUGGAAAGCAUCUCUUUAUGAUCAUCUACAUAAGGAGAUGGCUGAGAUUGAUGGGAGAGAUGCUGUGGAGAUCAUAUGCAACACAGAGAGUGAGGAGAGGGAUGACCUGCUCUUAGCUCUCUGCAAAGCCUUCCUCACUCAGCAGCUGCAGAAUGGGGACAUGUACUACAUAUGGGACCUCAUCUUCAUAUGGAGCAAACUUCACCUCAGGGCAAACCCCUCCAAACAGGACUUCCUGGAGGAAUGCCAUCAGCUGAUGCUGUCUGCAACCAAUGUCAAAUCCAUCUUUCCAUUCAUGAAGGUCAUCAGAGCUGAAUUGGGGAAUGAAGGCUUGCAGUUCUGUGUGGAACUGUGUGCUCGUGCUCUUCAGAUGGAUCUGCACCAUGACCCCGUUACCAAGUCACUCAUCUACAAGACCAUUGCCUUCCUGUUGCCCAAUGACCUGGAAGUCUGCAGAGCCUGUGCCCUUCUGGUGUUCUUUCUGGAACGAACUGUAGAGUCCUACAAGACAGUAUACCUCCUCUACACCCAUCCUGACCAGGAAUACCAUGUGGACUACAGCUUGGUCAAGAAUCACAUACGUUUCGAGAUUCUCCAAAUCCUGAAAAAGGGACUGUUUUUCGAUCCAGAAUUCUGGAAUCUCAUUACUCUGCGGACCAACUGCCUGAAACUGAUGAGCGAGAAGGUCAUGCAAGCUGCUUUAAAUGAAAUCAUGGAGGAGGACAAAUGGAUACCAAAUUACUGUGUGAAAGAGCCACCCAAAUUCUAUUCAGACAUCCCAGACUGCUACACAAAUCGAGUGAGGAGGCACCCUGUGAGAGACUCAAAUAAGCCUGUGCGAAAAUGCAUUGUUGUGCCACCUGAGGGGGGCGUUGUGCCGCUUGUCAAAAAAAGGGGCAGAAAACCAGGGUCACGUGUUAUUAGAGUGAUUGAUGACUCCCAGUUGAGACGGUCCUUCAGGCAGCUGGACAUGGCUCAGGAAAACUCCAUCAGACAACACGAUAAUAGGCAGCAAAGGCUCAUGGCCAGACAGGUGGAGAAAAAGACCCUGAAACGGCGUGGUAGAAAACCGCGCUGGCUCCUGCAAGAGGCAGCCAGACAGGCAGAGAACAGUGCCCCCAGACGCAUAGGACGUCCAGGGAGGAAAAAACAGCUCCCCCCAAAGAUGGAGACAAAGCAGCCUGACCAUGGCACAGUAGAGAUGAAUGAAACGGACAAAGCACAAGACAUUUCCAUAGAGGAACCUGGUGGUGAUAGUGAGUUGACCCCUCAGUCGCCAGCAGCAGAGACUGCAAAUGAGGAAACUGUCCACCUUCAAGAAAAGGCCCCCACCUCGCAGGACACAUCUGUCCUGCACAGUCCACUUCUCACUCCAGUCCCAGUCACAAUGCUGGAAGUCUCCGUCCCAGACAACGUAGUGAUGGGCUCAUUCUCUGAGGAUCGAGAGGUGGAAACGCUUGUGGAUGUAGCCCUACAGGCCUCUACUGCUGAGCGUGGUGUCAGUGUGGGGGAAGUUUCUGUGAAAGACCCCUCAGCUGAAUCUUCUUCGGAAUAUGUCCUUCCCUCUGAGACUCCAGAUCAUGCAGUAUUGUGUGCCCCGCAGCUAAGAGUGAUGACUGAGAGUGGUGAGGAAUCUGUCGUUGAGGUGGAUAAUGACAUCAUACAGCAAUUGCAUAACUAUUCUAGAAUUCCCGAGGAGGUAUCUGAAGAAAAUGUUCAACCCUCAGCAACAGUUCCAGAAGAGUCGCCCACUGCGCAACAGGAGAGUCUAUGUGAAAGUGCUGAGACAGUGAGACAGGAGACUGAGACAGGAGAACUCUGUGAGACUGCUGUGGCAGAAGAAGCAAUGCCCUCGCAGACUCCAGCUGGAGUGGGUUUGCUCACUGAGGUUGACAUUUCGGAAGCAGAAAGAAGGCCUGAGGCUGUUGUGGAGGGGACUGAAGAGGUUAGUCAGGAAAGAGCUUACCUAGCUGAAGACAGCUGUGUGACUUUAGAUGUCAAUGUCCCUGGUGACAUUAGUGUUCCUGAUGAUCAUAUUGUCAUCCCCCAUGAUGUAACCAGUGCUCUCCAGAACAUAACCAGUACCCCUGAUAAUAGUGUGACUACUUGUACUGAAAACACUGAAAGCAUCACUGAUGUCCUUGAUAAAACAGUUGUUGAUAACACCAGUGUUUCUGAUGAGACAGCUGCCUCUGACAUAACUGAUGCCCCCAGUAAUGUGAUUGGUGCCCUAAACGACACUGUAGCACAUAUUGUUCCUACCCCUCCAUCUGAGAAAGACCAAGGGCUCACCUCUGCACUGGUACACACUAAAGACAUGGAGUCAGAAAAAGAUCCAUCAGAGCCCGCACCUGAUGUCCUUGCCAAAAAGGUGAACUCUGUUCUUAAGCAUCGCUGCAAGCUGUGCAACAAGGAAUUCAAAGGUGGUAACAUAAUGCGGCAUGCAAUUUCUCACCUUCAGAAGGCUACGCUUCAGUGCAUGUUUUGUGGAAAAGUGUUCAACCGUCGUCUCAUAGCAAAGAGGCAUGUGGAGGAGCACGUUGAGAAGUUGAGAUCAGAACAUGGCCCUGACCCUAGUGUGGCUCCUGAAAAUGGGACUUCGGAAACUUUGGAAUGUGUUAGACAGUCUUUAUCGAGAAAUGCCAAGCACAAAAAGAGAUCUACAGCAAAAUACUCAGCAGAUACUGAGAUUCCUGUAAAUAACAGGAAGUUCAACAAGCUAAAAGGCUUAGAGAAGCUAGAGGAAGUGAAAGAUUCAAAUUCCCUCAAAGAUAAAGGAACUGCUCUGAAAGCCAACGGAUCUAUUGUGGAAGGAGACCUGGAGAGGAGGAAAGAAGAGUACUGUUGUCCUGCGGAUGGAUGCAAGAGGAAAUUUGUCAGGAGAGGGAUGGCUAUGAUCAGACAUGCUUUGAAAUCUCACCCCAAAGACAUAAAAGUGCAGGAAUUUGCCUUCCAUUGGCGAAAGGGAAAGUGUGAGUUUUGCCAAAGGAGGUUUUGGAGUUUUUUGCAUUACCAGGACCACAUCAAGAGGCAUGACCAUCCCCUGAAACAUGUUUGCCUCCACCUGGAAUGCAAAAACAGGUUCAAAACCAAGGCAGAACUCCGAGAUCACAUGAAGACCCACCAGCCGCUGAGGGCACAGUGCUCCUUUGCUGAUUGUUCGCAGAUCUUUGGCCGCGUCUCUCAGCUGCAGGAUCAUGAAUGGCGACAUUACCCAGUUUCUGACACAAUGGAGGACUCUCUGAAAACACGGCGUAAAGUCGGCAGACCGGCGGGACGGAAACGGAAAGAUUUCCAAGAUGCUUCUGGUCACAGCCACACGGUUUUGAAAGAGUCUGAAAAACUUCAUUCUGCUGUACCAGAUGUGAGUGACGCCAAUAAAUCAGCAACUAAUACAACCGAGAUGAAAGGUGGAAAUAAAGAUAUGGCUGAAACAAAUGCUUUGGAGAAGCCUGUGCAACCAGAGGUGUUGAGAUCUGCAGGGGGCAGUGGCUUUGACAGGCAGAUAGUGAAUGGACACGGUGAAAACGUUCUGACACAAACGGAAACCGGGCCUGUCUACACACAAGACAUCGGCCAAGAGACCAGAGUGGAAGUCAAAAGCGUGGACAAAAAGAUAGACCCUAAAGCGAGUAAUCAGAAUCCAGCCGUCCAAGAAUGUAAAAGGUUGAAAGAAGUGGAGCGUUCUACUUAUGGGGGAACGUCCAACAGGCCGUUCGUGCGGCCUCCUCCCUCGGCCUACCUCGACGAGCGCUACAUUAGCAUGCCAAAGCGCAGGAAGUCGUCGCCCGUGGACACCCGCUCCCCAGCGGAGCAGAGCAACUUCAGCCGCGAGGCCCAGAGGCAGCGUUGUUCCAAAUGCUUCUCCACUUUCAACAGUGCAGAAGAACUGCAGAGCCACCUCUCUCUCAACAAGUGCACAUCUCUCUUUGGCUUCGACUCGGAUGAAGAAAGUGCCUGGUAAACAAGCGAAGGUUACAUCGACAAACGGCAUCCAGGAAUGGACAGGGUGUGAGUGGUUGAUCUGCUUCUACAGGAAUAGUGUGUUUCUGUGAGGCAUGAUGGAUGGGCCUGUUUGCAAUCUCAUCACCCCUCAGCCAGCAGAGCAAGAGACUCAAAGCAGUCAUGUUCAUAAAUCUGCGAAAGCAUGGGAGCAGAUGGACUGAAAACUAUUUGAAAGGCACCACCUCCAAGAGGCGCGUAAGGCCCUUGUACAGUGCUCUGAACGGAUGGAGAUGUCACCGUAGAGAACUCUGUGAGCAAAGUCAGAGAACAUAUUGUCUUUGGCAGUUUUAACGCCCGCCAGUCAGGACACAUUCCCAGUUUAAGAAGUGCCUGGAUCUAAAUGUUCAACUUCCUGCAAUAUUUAUUGUAAAUGGUUUGGGACACAGCCAGUUGGACGAUUUGUUUCAUUAUUUCAGAGGCUGUGAUGACUACGCCUGUAGUGUAAAGACAGCUUGGGCGAGUUAAUAAAGACUUCACCUUAUGAGACCGUGACCCCCAGCAUUUAUUCCUCAGUUGUAUGUUGACCAUUGCAGUGUUUUCUGGCAUUGAGGAUUUUGCUCCAGUACACUUUGUCACCUCAAGUGAUUCCCCGGUUUACUUCCAGCUGAUCUACUUUCAUUGUAAAACAUGUAUUUGUAAAACCUGAGGUCAAUGAAAAGAGAAUGGAGUGCGACUGAUGUACCAUAUUGUUCUUAUUGGAUGAACUGCUUUGCCGUGUUUAAGGAAGAAUUGCACUGUAAAAUAUCCCAGUGCUCCAAGGGGCCUUUGAAUUACAUCAUGCAUUUUUUGAGGCCAGCAAAACAGUUGGCUGAAUAGAUGGCUUAAAGCAGAUGGAUGGGAAGGAAAUGAAUGAGUGGAACCCUAGCAUAUGGACAGUAUUCCACACCACUCAGGUAUGGGGAACCAGUUAAUGACAGGAAGUUGAAUCCAGUUGGUCAAAUGGGGGUAAAUGUUUUUAUCGGCGCUCACAAAAAAUGCAAUGCUGUGGGGUUUUUUGUUC
Megalops cyprinoides (Indo-Pacific tarpon) is the source of this 5661-nucleotide messenger RNA. It is a transcript of the gene znf654, whose product is annotated as zinc finger protein 654. Gene Ontology annotation, biological process: regulation of transcription by RNA polymerase II. The record is from RefSeq and is a predicted model, not a curated record. Lineage: Eukaryota; Metazoa; Chordata; Actinopteri; Elopiformes; Megalopidae. The transcript is spliced from 9 exons. Gene Ontology annotation, molecular function: DNA-binding transcription factor activity, RNA polymerase II-specific; DNA binding. Bases 1 to 4620 code for a protein of 1539 amino acids. Gene Ontology annotation, cellular component: nucleus.